Messenger RNA from Anopheles gambiae (African malaria mosquito), 276 nucleotides. RefSeq names its product molybdopterin synthase sulfur carrier subunit (gene Mocs2A). Lineage: Eukaryota; Metazoa; Arthropoda; Insecta; Diptera; Culicidae. The transcript has a single exon. Bases 1 to 276 code for a protein of 91 amino acids. Gene Ontology annotation, cellular component: cytosol. Gene Ontology annotation, biological process: Mo-molybdopterin cofactor biosynthetic process. The record is from RefSeq and is a predicted model, not a curated record.
AUGAGCAAUACAGAUUCCGUUCGGGUCAAGUUGUUGUUUUUCGCGAAAUCCCGGGAGCUAGCCGGAGUCUCUGGCACGGACGAUUUCCUGGUGCCGCACGCUGAAAUCAAGUGCUCCGAGCUGCUCGAUCUGAUCUGUAAUCGGUACAAUCUCUCCAUCAUCCGCAACAAUGUUAUACUAGCCCAUAACGAGCAGUACUGUGCCGAUCUGAGCGAAACGAUACGCAUACGCAACGGGGACGAGCUGGCUGUGAUACCACCCAUCUCCGGAGGGUAG